Molecule: messenger RNA, 1254 nt
Organism: Ostrea edulis (European flat oyster)
Lineage: Eukaryota; Metazoa; Mollusca; Bivalvia; Ostreida; Ostreidae
Product: IgGFc-binding protein-like
Exons: 2
Coding region: 1-1254 (417 amino acids)
Source: RefSeq, a predicted model, not a curated record
AUGGAUGAAGGUCUGUUCUACGUCACAAGUGCUGGCAGACACGGAGCUCCGAUUAGAGAAAGAUCUCGCUUCGGUGUAACACCUUCAUUUGUGGGUGAAUAUAUUGGCAAGGAGGAGUACCAGGAGUUCGUGUCCUUUAUAUUGCGCGAUCCUCAAAUGCAACAAAAUCCUCCAUCUAUUUUUAUGACCACAGAUACACCAACCGAUGUAAAAAUUACUACACCGGAAACAUCUGAAGACCAAAUGACUAGCUUCGACUCCUCGAUAACAAUACCGUAUCCAGAAUUUGGAACCAAUGUCUCGCCAGAAAUGAAGGCGAUCCGUAUUCGCUCGAAAGAAAGCAUAACAGUUGCUGUAAGCGCUCAUCAAGAUAUCACUACCCUUAUCCCCACAGAAAAGUUGUCCACGUCAUAUAUAUUCUCAACGCCAAUUAGAGAUUCUGCAUUUCAGGCAUUUAUUGCGAUAUCGGUAACAGCAAUUCAUGAUAAUACCUGCAUUACAUUUUCUGACUUGGGGGAUUCUACCUCCCAGGAAUACACCCUCAAUGCCUUAGAAACUCGUAUACAAGAAUAUCGCGGUACAGACCCGAGAGCUUAUAAUGUACAGUCCUCUAAGCCAGUCGCCGUUUUUUGUGGGAUGUACUGUAUGUCGGAUGCAAACUGCAAUAAUAUAAUUGAACAGAUACCACCAUCCAGUCAAUUGGACACCGUCUAUAUCAUCCCCCCUAAUAUUGAUAAGAUAACGGCUGUACUAAUUGUACCUCAAAAGGACACAACAUUGUUUGAAGAAAACGAUAGCUUCCCUGUCGUCGCUGGUAAUAUCUACCCUGGUGGAAUACUUAAUGAUGUCUUAAUCAGGCGAAGUACAGAUCCCAUUAUUGUGACGACUUAUGCCCUUGAUGAGGAUUUAUCUGUCGGAGCCCCGUAUUGGACAGUGGUUCCUGGAGUGAACCAAUAUUUACCUAGGUAUAAAAUCAUCAUACAAAAUGGAUGGAAUAGUAACUACAUUGCUAUUAUGAUCAGGAAAAGUGCUGUUGGUGGUUUGCGAGUAAAUGAGCAAUCUAUUGACGCUAACUCAAUUCGAUUCGAGAAAGAUGUUGUCGUUGAAGCCGUGGAAUACUCGGUCAUUGUAGCAGAAGUAACAGAAGGCGAGCUGACCUUGGAUACCAUCGAUGAUACUCCCUUUGGUUUAAUGGUGUAUGGUUCUCGACCGGUAGCCGGAUAUGGAUUUGCAGGCAACGUUAUUCUUCCUUAA